Molecule: messenger RNA, 3674 nt
Organism: Jaculus jaculus (lesser Egyptian jerboa)
Lineage: Eukaryota; Metazoa; Chordata; Mammalia; Rodentia; Dipodidae
Gene: Abcd1
Product: ATP binding cassette subfamily D member 1
Exons: 10
Coding region: 441-2666 (741 amino acids)
Biological process (GO): peroxisome organization; very long-chain fatty acid catabolic process; long-chain fatty acid import into peroxisome
Cellular component (GO): peroxisomal membrane; peroxisome
Molecular function (GO): long-chain fatty acid transmembrane transporter activity; ABC-type transporter activity; ATP hydrolysis activity
Source: RefSeq, a predicted model, not a curated record
GGAUUCUGGGCCAGUGGCGAAGUCUCCGUGGCUUCUGCUGGGCUGCAGAGAAGACAGAAACGCCUGGUGCCCCGGGAAGGGGCGUCACCCGGGGGGAGGAGGAGCAGCAGGAGGAGGUGCAGGGGAAGAGACACCCUCUCUGCCCGAGACCUCUCCAGGCUCUGACCUCAGGGGCUAAGGGACUAACUGGAGAGGGAAGCGAGGUCCCUCUACCUGGCCUGCCUGAAGAGGCCACGACCCUGGAGGACCCUGAGCCCACCGCACCAGACGGUCCCAGCACCACCUCGGGGACCUAAAGCAACAAUCUCAGACCACUGCAAGGUUUCCAGUUGCCUAGACAACGGGCCCCGGGGGCAGAGCAACAGCUCUUCCAGUACCUGCCUCGACUGCAGCCUCGGGCACCAGCCCCAGUCCCCAGCCUGCCCACCAUCCCUGGUGACAUGCCGGUGCUCUCCACUCCACGGUCUUCGCGGGUGACCACGCUGAAGCGCACGGCCGUGGUCCUGGCCCUCACGGCCUAUGGAGUCCACAAAAUCUACCCUCUGGUGCGGCAGUGUCUCACUCCUGCCAGGGGCCCUCAGGUACCAGCUGGGGAGCCCACACAAGAGGCCCCUGGGGCCACAGCAGCCAAGGCUGGCAUGAACCGGGUGUUCCUGCAGCGGCUCCUGGUGCUCCUGCGCCUACUGUUCCCCCAAGUCUUGUGCCGGGAGACCGGGCUCCUGGCACUGCACUCGGCUGCCCUGGUAAGCCGGACUUUUCUGUCGGUGUAUGUGGCCCGCCUGGAUGGACGGCUGGCCCGCUGCAUCGUCCGCAAGGACCCUCGGGCCUUCAGCUGGCAGCUGCUGCAGUGGCUCCUUAUUGCCCUUCCAGCCACCUUCGUCAACAGUGCCAUCCGCUACCUGGAGGGCCAGCUGGCUCUGUCUUUCCGUAGCCGUCUGGUGGCCCAUGCCUACAGCCUCUACUUCUCCCAGCAGACCUACUACCGAGUGAGCAACAUGGAUGGGCGACUUCGCAACCCCGACCAAUCUCUGACGGAGGAUGUGGUGGCCUUUGCUGCGUCUGUAGCCCACCUGUACUCCAACCUGACCAAGCCGCUCCUGGACGUGGCUGUCACUUCCUACACCCUGCUUCGAGCGGCCCGCUCCCGUGGAGCUGGCACGGCCUGGCCCUCGGCCAUCGCUGGCCUCGUGGUGUUCCUCACGGCCAACGUGCUGCGCGCCUUCUCUCCCAAGUUUGGGGAGCUGGUGGCAGAGGAGGCACGGCGAAAGGGAGAGCUGCGCUACAUGCACUCUCGUGUGGUGGCUAACUCCGAGGAAAUCGCCUUCUAUGGGGGCCACGAGGUGGAGCUAGCACUGCUGCAGCACUCCUACCGGGACCUGGCCUCCCAGAUCAACCUCAUCCUGCUAGAACGCCUGUGGUAUGUCAUGCUGGAGCAGUUCCUCAUGAAGUAUGUGUGGAGUGCAUCAGGCCUGCUCAUGGUGGCUGUUCCCAUCAUCACAGCUACUGGCUACUCAGAGUCAGACUCAGAGGCCAUGAAGAAAGCAGCCUUGGAGAAGAAGGAAGAGGAGCUGGUGAGUGAGCGAACAGAAGCCUUCACCAUCGCCCGCAACCUCCUCACGGCUGCUGCAGAUGCCACCGAGCGGAUCAUGUCAUCCUACAAGGAGGUGACAGAGCUGGCUGGAUACACCGCCCGGGUACACGAGAUGUUCCAGGUAUUUGAAGAUGUCCAGCACUGUCGUUUCAAGAGGCCAGGGGAGUUUGAAGACGCUCACGCUGGGACUGGAGCCCUGGUACGAUCUGGUGUCCGUGUGGAGGGUCCCUUGAAAAUUCAAGGCCAGGUGGUGGAUGUGGAGCAGGGCAUCAUCUGUGAGAACAUCCCCAUCAUCACACCCACAGGAGAGGUGGUGGUGGCCAGCCUCAACAUCAAGGUGGAAGAAGGCAUGCACCUGCUCAUCACAGGCCCCAACGGCUGUGGCAAGAGCUCCCUGUUCCGGAUCCUGGGUGGGCUAUGGCCCACUUACGGCGGUGUGCUCUACAAGCCCCCACCCCAGCGCAUGUUCUAUAUCCCUCAGAGGCCCUACAUGUCCGUGGGCUCCUUGCGUGACCAGGUGAUCUACCCUGACUCGGUGAAGGACAUGCGGAGGAAGGGCUACUCAGAGCAGCAGCUGGAAGCCAUUCUGAAUAUCGUGCAUCUCCACCACAUCCUGCAGCGGGAGGGAGGUUGGGAAGCUGUUUGUGACUGGAAGGAUGUCCUGUCUGGGGGCGAGAAACAGAGGAUUGGCAUGGCCCGCAUGUUCUACCACAGGCCAAAGUACGCCCUCCUGGAUGAGUGCACGAGUGCUGUGAGCAUUGACGUAGAAGGCAAGAUCUUCCAAGCUGCCAAGGACGCGGGCAUUGCACUGCUCUCCAUCACCCACCGGCCCUCUCUCUGGAAGUACCAUACACACUUACUGCAGUUUGAUGGAGAGGGAGGCUGGAAGUUUGAGAAGCUAGACUCAGCCGCCCGCCUGAGCCUGACAGAGGAGAAGCAGCGGCUGGAGCAGCAGCUAGCCGGCAUGCCCGAGAUGCAGGGCCGCCUCCAGGAGCUCCGCCAGAUCCUGGGGGAGGCCGCAGCGCCAGGGCAGCCCCCAGAAGCCAGCUUGCCAGGCCCUGGCAUUCCAAGCUGACCAGGACUUGGUCCCCAGCUCGGCCUGACCCAGGCUAUCGGAUCACAUGAAGGAAGCAGCAGUACCCGUGCUCCCGACCUGCCCCGUUGCCCUGCAUGCCUUUCCCUCGCAGGCCUCUUGACCACCUUCCCAUCCUUUCCUGAUCACCCCCACCGUCAGGCAAGUGGAUAUGAGUGGUGGCUUCCCAUUCCCAGCCUGGCCUCACCCUGGGGUCUGCUCCAUGAACUGUGCCCUGUUUUUAGGGCAGCAAGUCCUUUUCUCUAGGGAGGGUUGUGGGGCUUAGGGGGCCCAGUGCUGACCCCAUACAAGUAUGGAUGAGCCAUAGGAAGCAAGCAGGGACCCCCACUACUCCUCACCUUAUUGUCACCAGCCAGAGUCUACGGCAAGCCUGGUGAUUGUGGGUUGCAUCCCUCCUGACACUCAAGUCCUUGUCAUUCCCUUUGAUUCCUCAGACCCCAAGAUCCUGUAGGCAACCCCUAGGGUGGUCAAAGGCCCCGUCCCACAGUACACCAUGGGAGUAGCCAAAUGGGGUCCAGAGUCAGACCCUGAACCUGUCCUUCCUCGCCAUAACCCCCAGAAGGACCCAGUGCUCGCCCUGAGCCACAAGAAGAAUGUAGCCUCGACCCUACCACUCCCUCUGCCUUCUCCCACAGCCUAAUUUAUUGGAGUCCCUGUUUAGAGCUGUCUCCGUUGCCAAUUAGAGCACCCUGCCAGCACAGGAGGUGGCCCGGCGGUCCCUUCAGGCUGCCCAGCCUCUGGUGCCAAACCUGGCCUCUGCCAGCCUACACUGCCAGCUGCCACUGGGGGGUGCCCUCUACCUUCCAGGCGGGAGUGAGGGUGCCAUGUUCCCAGCUCAGUGCCAAAGAGGGGUCACAGGGUGCACUGUCUCUGCCAGGCCAGCCCUCCCUGGGGGAGACCCCACCGCCGCUGUGUGCCUUUCCUGGGCCCUCAGCCCUCUGGCCGGGUCGCCCGCCCCUCAGUUCCCUCAAUAAAAACCUGUGGAAAGUA